Elaeis guineensis (African oil palm) is the source of this 1968-nucleotide messenger RNA. Its product is annotated as probable ADP-ribosylation factor GTPase-activating protein AGD6. The record is from RefSeq and is a predicted model, not a curated record. Gene Ontology annotation, biological process: vesicle-mediated transport. Gene Ontology annotation, molecular function: GTPase activator activity. Lineage: Eukaryota; Viridiplantae; Streptophyta; Magnoliopsida; Arecales; Arecaceae.
GGCAAAAUUCGUUUCCAGCCAUGCUUGCGGCGGUUCCGACCAAACACCACGUUGGAUCUCCAAAGUCCUUUUCACCCACCAGUGACGAUGAUGAGGUGGCCGUCGGUUACAUGCGUCCAGCCUCCACCCGUCCUCCGACUCCUGGGUGCAAAAAACCGAUCGCAUUCCCCCUGGCUCACAAGAAACGCCCCAGCCAUUCAACCCUCCGAGAAAGAGGAAACCAAGCAGAGGCCGCCCGCUCCAUCCUCUACCGGAUUCCCUCACCUCCAUCCAGAACGACCCCCAAAUCUCUCCAUCUAGGUUUCUUCCCUUUCUUUUUCUCUAUUCGAUUCGAUACUCAUUUAGAUUUCUUUCUUUAGAUCGAUCGAUCGAUCGAUCUUGGCCGGAGAUGGCAGCGGCCACGGCCUCGCGGCGGCUCCGCGAGCUCCAGUACCAGGCAGGGAACAAGACGUGCGUGGAUUGCGCCCAGAAGAAUCCGCAGUGGGCCUCCGUCUCCUACGGCGUCUUCAUGUGCCUCGAGUGCUCCGGCAAGCACCGCGGCCUCGGCGUCCACAUCAGCUUCGUCCGCUCCGUCACCAUGGACUCCUGGACCGACAUCCAGCUAAAGAAGAUGGAGGCCGGCGGCAACGACCGCCUCAACGCCUUUCUCUCCCAGUACGGCGUUCCCAAGGACACCGACAUCGUCGUUAAGUACAACAUUAAGGCUGCCGCCGUCUACCGCGAUCGCAUCCAGGCCCUUGCCGAGGGCCGCCCCUGGCAGGACCCUCCUGUUGUCAAAGAAACCCUCCCCCGCUCAACCGCCCGCUGUGCCACUGGGGCCAGAAAACCACCGCUGGGGCAGACCGGUGGCAAGACCGGCAACUCGGUGAUUAAUGGGGGCUGGGAUAGAUGGGAUAAUGACGACUUCCGAUCGUCGUCCGAUAUCAGGCGGCACCAGUCGGUUGGCGAUCUCAGGGGAGGGAGCGACGGCGGCAGAGAGGGGAGAGGUUUUCCUUCGAGGUCCAGGUCCACGGAGGAUAUGUACACGAGGUCCCAGCUGGAGGCCUCAGCGGCGAACAGGCAGAGCUUCUUCGCAAGGAAGGUUGUGGAGAAUGAGGCUCGGCCUGAGGGGAUCCCGCCGUCUCAGGGAGGGAAGUACGUGGGAUUCGGGUCAACCCCGCCACCACGGAGCAAUUCCCAGGGAGACAUGUUCUCCCUUGUUUCUCAGGGUCUUGGUCAACUUUCCCUGGUUGCAGCUUCUGCCGCUCAGUCUGCGGCUAAUGUUGUCCAAGCUGGCACAAAGGAGCUGACUUCCAAGGUGCGGGAGGGGCGCUAUGAUUAUAGGAUGAAUGAAACAGUGAAUGUGGUUGCCACAAAAACUACUGAAAUUGGACAGAGAACAUGGGGAAUUAUGAAAGGAGUCAUGGCAAUGGCAUCGCAGAAGGUUGAGGAAUACACAAAGGAAGGGAUGGGCUGGAAUGGAGAUGACUGGCAGCGAAAUGAGAAUGAGAGAAACGGAUAUUAUAAAGAGUUUGGAGAGGAGAAAGCUUGGCAGGGUUGGGAUUCUCCUGGAGCUCAUUCUUCUGGUAGAGGCUCGUGGGAUGAUUGGGAUGCAAAAGACAAGAAGGAAGAGCAUGGGAAGGGGGCCCAAGAUCGACAUGGCUGGGGUGGUUGGCACGAUGUAAAAGAUGAUUGCUACGAGAAUUAUCACCACAGCUCGUCAAAAAAGGCCACUAAUCAGAAUUUAAAAUCUAAUUCUACGUCUACAUGGACAGAGGGUGGCUUCCUCUAAUAAAAGGGUCAUUUGUUUCUUGGUUUCUUUUAUCUUGGUAUAUCAUGUUCUUAAUGCAGUCAACUUUUUUUGACCGCAGGAAGACUACCCAUUAUCAAGUAUAUCUCUAUGGCAAACAAUGAUCCGAAGAUUUCUGUAUUAUUUUAUUUUUUCAUGUUUGUAACAUAACAAUAUUUAAUUUAUGUUCCAGUUUUCCA